CGUUUCUAGCAGCAGACCAUUAUUGUCCUAUAACCAACUCCACCCAGUUCGAUUUUAAGUGCUAAAGCUCCCUUCACGUCUCUGUUUUUAUCUCUCCCUUUCUCAAACAAACGACCAACACCUCUCAUCUUGUUAGACUCAGUCUCCCAAAAUCUCUGCUUCAAGGUUCUAACUCGUUAUUUACUUUUCACUUCACAGGUCCUUAUCUUCCUCAGUAAUCAUCUUUUGAAACUUGGGAUUAGUACCAUUUAUUGCAUAUAUGGUUUAUAGGUCCUUAUCUUUAACCUUCAAUUUGCUACCCGCAUCAGAAUUGCUUUUACAAAUCCUUUAUUGGGUUCUCUUUUACAUCCUCUCUUGUCUUUAUAAAAUAUUAUUUUGGGUUUUCAAUACAUCAUUUUCCAUUUUUAUGGUCUGUUGUUAUGACAUUAAAUGCAGUCUUUGUUAGGUUUUUUCCAAUCUUAGUGAUUUCUUUCUUGACAAGAAAACCUUGAUCCUUGACCCUGGAAUUGUCUCAAAAUUUUCAUUUAGCGUUGCGCUUGAAUGUUUUUCUUGUUUUCUUGAAAAAAGUUGAAGAAAUGGCAAUCCAACUCUGUUCGGAUAAUUCUGCUGGUAUUAGUCCAAGAAUUUCAUUUUCUCAUGACUUGUGUCUCUCGGACAUUGUUCCUGUUGAGCAACACCCUCUUCGAUCAAACUCAGUGGGCAGCAUUGAUUUCGACUUCUGUACUCGUAAGAGCUUCGAUCAGGAAUCAUCACCAGCAGAUGAGCUUUUCUCCGACGGAAAGAUUCUCCCUACAGAAAUCAAGAAAAAGACAGCCCCAGCAAAGCAGAUGGAUAAGUCUUCGCCUCCACUGCAUGCCCUACGCGAAGAUAUUUCAAGCAAGAAAGAGACGAUGAAGGAAGUGAAGGGUGCAAGUGAUGAACUAGCAGAGGAGAAGCAAACCUCAAAGUCAUUUUGGAGGUUCAAGAGGAGUAGUAGUUUGAAUUGUGUGAGUGGCUAUGGAAGGAGCUUAUGUCCUUUGCCACUUCUAUCUAGAAGCAACUCUACUGGGUCUGUACCUAGCAGCGUAAAGAGGGUGCCAAUGUCAAGGGAAAGUAGUUCUAAUCAUAAGCAGCACAAACAAGCAUUCAUGAAGCAUCAAUCAUCAUCCUCAUCAACCAGUUACCAAAAACCUCCAUUGAAGAAGAACUAUGGAUCUUAUGGCAAUGGCGUCCGUGUUAAUCCAGUGUUAAAUGUUCCAUCGGGGAAUUUAUUUGGCUUAGGUUCAAUCUUCUUCAAUGGAAAAGAUAAGAACAAGAAAAAAUGAUUGAUAUAUGUUUGCUCUAAUCAGAAGGAAAACCAUACAUGAUUCAGUCCAAAUUGCAUAAUAUCAUUAUAUAUAUAAUUUGUGGGUUGAGGAUUUUACCUUAAAUUAUACAUCACCUAGGUUUUUCGAUUUAUUGAUGGUUUACCACAUGAGUUAUGCUAAGAAAAGGAAAGUAAAAGAAAAAUGAAAGAGAGAAUGCCUUUGAAGACAAAGAGACAUUGAAAGGUGGAUGGAUGAAUGGAGGGACCUGGAGAUGAUGGUAUAAUUCAAAGGCACAUGCUUUGGAGCACAAAAUGACAGGUAACAAUUGCUUUCGUGGUUGUAUUUUUCUGUAUCUUUGCCUUCGAUAUUUGCUCACACAUGGUGUGUACAUACUUUGAUUUUCGUUCCUUGUUUCACUUUAUACAAUCUGAUGAGCAAGAUAUUGUGGGUAUUGGAUAGAAUAUGAUUUCCUUCAUUCAU
This is a messenger RNA of Hevea brasiliensis (rubber tree), 1766 nucleotides long. RefSeq lists its product as uncharacterized. NCBI's taxonomy places the organism in Eukaryota, Viridiplantae, Streptophyta, Magnoliopsida, Malpighiales, Euphorbiaceae. The record is from RefSeq and is a predicted model, not a curated record. Bases 576 to 1304 code for a protein of 242 amino acids. The transcript has a single exon.